Acanthoscelides obtectus is the source of this 4213-nucleotide messenger RNA. The record is from the annotation of a GenBank genome assembly. NCBI's taxonomy places the organism in Eukaryota, Metazoa, Arthropoda, Insecta, Coleoptera, Chrysomelidae.
GUUUUUUACAUAAUAGCCGUGAGGUUGAUCCAGAACAGACACAAGAUAUUCGUAGAUACCUAACAUUUUACCAUUUUUGACAACUGCAGUUUUGUGCCUGAAAAAUAUUGAAAUGAAAGCAGAAAAGGUUGAAGUUACGUUACAGCAUAGGAGUCUCGUUGAACUUAUUGUAUUUGUAACGAUUAUAAUAUGCCAAGCAUCUGAAGGCGAAUCGGUCGCCGGUGACGUCAUAACCUCAACGCCCGAGUUGCUAGCCGGCACCCUGCCUUCUGCAACGACGACAUCGCAGGGGGGCGUGGUCGGACCGCCCUCCCCAAUCAACCACCAAGGCGGACUGCUGUCGUUGACCAAUGCGCCGGCUCCGCCCAGUCCGGAUAGCACCCCACGCCUAUAUCCUUGCCACAUCGUCACGCCCGCAGAGGAGGAGGGACGGGGCAAUAGACCAAUUCAGGAGGAUCAGAAGGUCUUUGACGGAGGCGGAGCUUUCACCAUUGGGACCACUGCCAGUGUUAUCAGGCCAAUCUCCUCCCUGCGUUCAGCCAGCCCACCCACGGGCCGUCCCUCGCCACCGUUCAGCCCCACCUCUCAACCCCCACCCAGACCGCACAGUUCGCCAGGUCGGCCCGCCACAGCAUCAUCGCCACGCCUUUCGCCUGUCAUCCGACACGCCCCAUUGGCUGCCGCGGUAGCCGCAGCGGCUGCAGCUCCGCCCCGCGGCGUCAUCAUCAGCCAAUCUCAGCAGCAGUUGUGGCUGAAGCAUAGUCGGAUCAACGGGGUUAAGCCUGAAUUGAUUGGGGGCAGCUUUCCGCCCGCAUCUCCUGUUGGAGCGACUGUUUCGCAAUCACCGGGAAGCAGCCCCCUUCACCGGUCAGGUUCCAUGAGCCACCACCAUCACCACCAACCCUCUCCGUCUGGGGUGCGGUCGACGCCCACUGUGAUAAUGGGCGAGGCGGGGGGCGUGCGCACCAUGAUCUGGUCGCAACCCUCACUGAUUCCAGGGCCGGCCUCGCCGCAGCAGCAGGACCAUGCGACGACAAGUUGGCAGGCUGCGGCUGCGGUAGCUGCCGCUGCUGCUCAAGUUGGAGUCGAUGAGACUGCUGCGCAGCUGUUGCUCAAUCUAGGUCAAGACCGCUUGCGGCUGCCGGUGACAAGCACGACGAUGGUAAACACGGGCAACAGCAACGGAGGCGGUUCUAGCAGCAGCGGCGGUCGCCCCUCCCCACACUCCCCGGUUUCCUACUCGCCUUCGACAGGGGGCGGAGCUACAACAGGUGGGGGUGGGUCUCCUCUGAAUAUGGAGCGACUGUGGGCAGGCGACUUGCGGCAGUUGCCAGGGGCGGCGGCCAUCGCGGCUGCAGCUGGGAACUCGCAGCAGUUACACGCGCUCAACCUGUCUGCACCUACCGCUGCAGCGGCGGCGCUGCUGGGGUAUACGCCAAUGGACGUGAAGCCCUUACUAGACCCGGCAGGCGUAGAUCCCCAGUCCACGUCGGGAGCAGAUGAGGAAGAACAGCCAAUGAUUUGCAUGAUAUGUGAAGAUAAAGCCACUGGGUUGCAUUACGGCAUUAUCACCUGCGAAGGAUGCAAAGGCUUCUUCAAACGGACCGUCCAAAACAGGAGGGUUUACACGUGUGUAGCAGAUGGCAACUGUGAAAUCACAAAGGCGCAGAGGAAUAGGUGUCAGUACUGCAGGUUUAAGAAGUGUAUAGAACAAGGCAUGGUAUUACAAGCUGUACGAGAAGAUAGGAUGCCAGGCGGUAGGAAUAGUGGGGCUGUCUAUAAUCUGUACAAAGUGAAAUACAAAAAGCACAAGAAACCUUCCGCCAAACAGCAACCACAGAAAGCAUCGGAAAAAGCCAUUUUGGCGCACCAGCUCAAGCAACAACAGCAGCAAAUGGAUCCGAGCGGAGCGGCCGGCAUGGGUUCGCUACCGUCCAGCCUGGUGAACGGCACCAUCCUCAAGACGGCUCUGACCAACCCCAGCGAGGUGAUACGGUUGAGGCAGCGGCUGGAUUCCGCCACCGUCACCAGCAGUAGGGACAGAAGCUUCUCCGUGGAGUACUCCAUGGCCAUGAUCAAAACCUUAAUCGACUGUGAUGAGUUCCAGGACAUAGCGACGUUGCAGAACCUGGACGACCUGCUCGACCACAACACCGACCUGAGCGAGAAACUGUGCAACAUCGGCGAUUCGAUCGUGUACAAGCUGGUGCAGUGGACGAAGCGGCUGCCGUUCUACCUAGAACUGCCCGUGGAGGUGCACACGCGCCUGCUGACGCACAAGUGGCACGAGCUGUUGGUACUCACCACCAGCGCCUAUCAGGCCAUACACAAACACCAACCCCAGCAGCAGAACAGGGAACAUCAGUCUACCGUGCUCGAGGCGGACUUUAAUCAGGAGGUGGAAACGAACUUAUGCACCCUCCAGAGUUGUCUGACAUCGAUGAUGGGCCGUGAGAUCACCAUAGAACAGCUGCGUCAGGACGUCGGACUGAUGAUUGAGAAGAUCACCCACGUCACGCUAAUGUUCCGGCAGAUCAAACUCACCAUGGAAGAAUAUGUGUGCCUUAAAGUUAUCACCAUGCUGAACCAAGCGAAACCCUCAAGCACCAGCGGGAACAGCGAAUUGGAGGCUAUUCAUGAAAGAUACAUGACUUGUCUCCGCGUGUACACGCAACACAUGUAUCCUCAACAAAUUACGCGGUUCCAAGACUUGCUGGUUAGACUGCCCGAGAUCCAGUCAGCGGCUUCUCUCUUGCUGGAAAGUAAAAUGUUCUACGUUCCUUUUCUACUAAACUCGGCUAUUCAAAGGUAGUAGCGUGGGGCGGACUGAGUAGGCGAAUUUUAAAAUGACUAUUUAUAAAGGGAAACAGAUAUGUUUACAGAAAGAAAGAUAAUGAAAAAUGUAUAUAUCGAAAUGCAUAUACACUCAAAUAUUUAAAAGUGGUCGUUAUAUAGUAUAUAUUAUAAAGAAAAAGAAUGAAAUUUAAUUUCAUAUUUGUUAUGUUUAAAAGAAUAAAUUUCACAGGUACUGAGUAGUAUAAAUAUUAAAUUAUAAUAUAUAUCAUCGAGAGAAAUAUCGUGAACCUGAUAUUCCAACGUGGAUAAUAGACUGAUUUUAUGAUGAAAUUAUAGAUCCUGGAUCGUCGAUGUGGUGUUCGUAAAAUUGUAAAGUAUUACCCAUCAUCUCACUCUCCCAUUUCACAUGAUCAUCAUGAAUCACUGGGAAGUAUUAUUACUCCAUAUCAUCUAUGUCCGCAUCAUUUGACAUCGUCAGUACAAUUGCCUGGUUUUUCCAAAACUUUUAGUACUGUUUGCAUGAAAGCAGAAGGUAAUAAUACCCUCUCCAACAAGGGCUUUCCAUGAACGAUAAAGAUUUUAUCACUUAAUUUUGUCAAAGAUCUGUUAGGAUUUUCAAAAUGUUUGUAUUAAAGUUUACGCAUCGCACGUUUUCACAGUAUGGAGAGCUACAGAAAAAGCUUGUGCAUACAUUUAUUAAGCUCAGUUUUUCAAAUCGGUCAUGCCUUAUUGAAGAUUUAAGCGAAAAACCUAGGCAAACAUAAAUCAUAAAGCAUUAUUUUAGAAUGUGAUAUAAUCACCCUUUCGUCCACAGCUUGUUCAUCAUAAAAGUUACGAACAUCACUCGAACGAUAUCUCGAAGAGGCUUGUCCAAUACCCCGAAAUGGAGUUAUAUGCAAGAUUGAUGUCAAGCAUGUUUUUAAUGAGACUCUGUCUUUCGACUGCUGCUUUUAUGUAGAACUGAUUAUCUGACUGUUGAAACAUUUUCGAAGUUGGAGCUAACUUCCUAGAUAAAACUGCUGAGUGUAAGUAUUUGCCAGUGAAUGGGAUUGGUAUUUGAGGAUAUUACUAGAAAAGCGUACUGGUUGAUUUGAAAAAUAUGUAGGCAUAUGCAUUCACAGAAGAUUUUUCGAUGGGAUCGAUAGCCGCAUCCAAAUACCUAACUUCAAAUGGGCCAAAAGUUGAAAUUAUACUGUACAAAAGUGUGCCCCCUUAUAGCUUUAUUAGGUUGAGUUCUGGGCAGUUUACGAAAAUUAAGAUGGUCUUUUCUCUUAUUGUAUCUUAAGCUUCUAUUUUAGAGAAUCACUGUUAUUGUUGUUCCGUUGCUUACCCAAAUUCAAGUCUCGAUAUUUUCGGAACGGAAUCCAGUUGCAGUAUUCGGGAGGUUCUUUUAGAACACGUACAGUGUUCGACCGGU